Zygosaccharomyces rouxii is the source of this 462-nucleotide messenger RNA. It is a transcript of the gene ALB1, whose product is annotated as Alb1p. Bases 1 to 462 code for a protein of 153 amino acids. The record is from RefSeq and is a predicted model, not a curated record. NCBI's taxonomy places the organism in Eukaryota, Fungi, Ascomycota, Saccharomycetes, Saccharomycetales, Saccharomycetaceae. The transcript has a single exon.
AUGCCCUCCAAGAAUUCUGUCAACAGACCAAAGCUUACUGAGAACCUUCGUCACAAGAACCAUGCUCUUGCAAGGAAAAGAGCAGACCGUGAGAGGAGGGGUUUGAUAAAUCCACCAAGAUCACACGAGGAUUCCAAGAGUGGACAAGCCAAAUCUGAAUCAGUUGACCUAUAUUUGAAGGGAAAUCCCCAGGGUAGUGUCAUCACAACCAAGACCUUGUCAAAGAAGCGUCAACAGAAGAUUGAAAGAAAUAUGAAAUAUGCAGAGAAGAGGAAAUUGCUUACUGAUGUGCAGGCAAAAUUAGAAGAUGAGAUGGAUGUGGAAGAUGAGAAUGAGCCCAAGGAAGAAAGUAAACGUUCUGUUAAGGACGCAUUCUGGAGCGCAUUAGAAGAUACUCAAAGUAGUGCAAAUCUCUGUCAAGAUGGCCAAGGUACAACGCUUGGUGGGCCAUUAUACCCUUAG